AUGGCUCCGCGUAUCGCCAUUGUUUACUAUUCCAUGUACGGCCAUAUCGGAAAGAUCGCCGAAGCAGAAAAAUCAGGCAUUGAAGCCGCCGGAGGCAAGGCCGAUGUCUACCAAGUCAAGGAGACCCUCCCCGAAGAGGUCCUCUCCAAGAUGCACGCACCCGGCCAAUCCAGCUCCAUCCCCUUCAUCACCCCCGACGAGCUUGAAAAAUAUGACGCCUUCCUCCUUGGCAUUCCCACCCGUUAUGGCAACUUCCCUACCCAGUGGAAAGCCUUCUGGGACCAGACUGGCAAGCAGUGGCAGACUGGCGGAUACUACGGGAAAUAUGUUGGUGUCUUCAUCAGUACCGCCUCUCAGGGAGGAGGACAGGAGAGCACGGCGUUGGCGGCUAUGAGCACUUUCACGCACCAUGGCAUGAUCUAUGUACCGUUGGGUUACGCCACGGCGUUUGCGACGUUGGCGAAUUUGGAGGAGGUGAGGGGUGGUACUCCGUGGGGUGCAGGGACUUUUGCCGGUGCUGACGGCUCGCGCAUGCCUACCGAGCAGGAACUUAGCCUAGCCAAGACACAGGGCGAGUCCUUCUACAAGGCUGUGUCGAAGGUCAACUUCGCAUGA
Letharia columbiana is the source of this 615-nucleotide messenger RNA. RefSeq lists its product as uncharacterized. The transcript is spliced from 5 exons. Bases 1 to 615 code for a protein of 204 amino acids. The record is from RefSeq and is a predicted model, not a curated record. Lineage: Eukaryota; Fungi; Ascomycota; Lecanoromycetes; Lecanorales; Parmeliaceae. Gene Ontology annotation, molecular function: NAD(P)H dehydrogenase (quinone) activity; FMN binding.